UUAGUAUAUAGUGACGGAGCGUUACCGGAAGUAUACGUUCUAUCCUCCUUGCUUCACUGUUCUGAUGACUGCUGAGAGUAUGGGUCUCUAGUCCUCUUCUACUUCCGGAGGCGCCAUCAAGAGACACACAGACAGACAUGCCGACCGGCGACUAUGAUGCAAAGCCCAGCUGGGCUGAUCAGGUGGAGGAAGAGGGAGAAGAUGUGGAACCAUUAAGUCCAGCAGCCGUUCCCGUCCCCGUUCCCAUUCCCAAAGUUGAUCAUUCAAAUAUUGUCUUGGACACCCCCCGGGAAGUUAUCAAUGGAAACAUCAAAACCGUGACAGAAUACAAGUUGGAUGAAAACGACAAGAAGAUAAAGAUUAUUCGCACAUUUAAAGUUGAAACCGUCAAAGCUUCUAAAGUUGUUGCUCGAAGAAAGAAUUGGAAGAAGAUUGGCAAUUCUGAAUUUGAUCCUCCUGGCCCUAAUGUGGCCACCACCACAGUCAGUGAUGAUGUGCUUAUGACGUUCAUCACCAACAAGGAGGAUCUGAAUAGCCAGGAAGAGGAGGAUCCUAUGAAUAAGUUAAAGGGUCAGAAGAUUGUAUCUUGCAGAAUCUGUAAGGGUGACCACUGGACCACAAGAUGCCCUUACAAAGACACUCUAGGGCCUAUGCAGAAAGAGCUGGCUGAACAGCUUGGCUUGUCCACAGGGGACAAAGAGAAAGCACCUGGAACAGGUGAGCCUGAACCAGCACAAGCUCCUGUAAGCAAGACUGGGAAAUAUGUUCCUCCCAGUCUAAGGGAUGGAGGAAGUCGAAGGGGAGAGUCCAUGCAGCCUAACAGAAGAGCUGAUGACAAUGCUACUAUUCGUGUCACCAAUUUGUCUGAGGACACCAGAGAAACAGAUCUUCAGGAACUUUUCAGACCAUUUGGAUCUAUUUCCCGUAUUUAUCUGGCAAAAGACAAAACUACUGGCCAGUCAAAGGGUUUUGCUUUCAUCAGCUUCCACCGUAGAGAGGAUGCAGCUCGUGCCAUUGCUGGUGUAUCUGGCUUUGGUUAUGAUCAUUUAAUUCUCAACGUGGAAUGGGCCAAACCCUCAACAAACUGAGAUGGGAGAUCCUGCUUUUUUGCGGAAGAAGAAAAUUAUUUCUGAUCUGCACUUAAAUAACUCAUGCCUAAUAAAAGCUUUGAAGGGAA
Molecule: messenger RNA, 1177 nt
Organism: Bombina bombina (fire-bellied toad)
Lineage: Eukaryota; Metazoa; Chordata; Amphibia; Anura; Bombinatoridae
Gene: EIF3G
Product: eukaryotic translation initiation factor 3 subunit G
Exons: 10
Coding region: 138-1088 (316 amino acids)
Cellular component (GO): eukaryotic translation initiation factor 3 complex; cytoplasm
Molecular function (GO): translation initiation factor activity; RNA binding
Source: RefSeq, a predicted model, not a curated record